Molecule: messenger RNA, 2059 nt
Organism: Trichechus manatus latirostris (Florida manatee)
Lineage: Eukaryota; Metazoa; Chordata; Mammalia; Sirenia; Trichechidae
Gene: SP2
Product: Sp2 transcription factor
Exons: 6
Coding region: 23-1843 (606 amino acids)
Biological process (GO): regulation of transcription by RNA polymerase II
Molecular function (GO): RNA polymerase II cis-regulatory region sequence-specific DNA binding; DNA-binding transcription factor activity, RNA polymerase II-specific
Source: RefSeq, a predicted model, not a curated record
UUCAGCAGAUCCACAGACCAGCAUGGCUGCCACUGCCGCUGUCAGCCCCAGUGACUACCUGCAGCCUGCUGCCUCCACCACCCAGGACUCCCAACCGUCUCCUUUAGCCCUGCUUGCUGCAACGUGUAGCAAAAUUGGUCCCCCAGCUGUGGAAGCUGCUGUGACACCUCCUGCUCCCCCCCAGCCCACACCACGGAAACUCGUCCCUAUCAAACCCGCCCCUCUCCCUCUCAGCCCUGGCAAAAAUAGCUUUGGAAUCUUGUCCUCCAAAGGAAACAUACUUCAGAUUCAGGGGUCACAACUGAGCACGUCUUAUCCUGGAGGGCAGCUGGUGUUCGCUAUCCAGAAUCCCACCGUGAUUAACAAAGGGAGCCGAUCAAAUGCCAAUAUCCAGUACCAGGCGGUCCCGCAGAUUCAGGCGAGCAGUUCCCAGACCAUCCAAGUACAGCCCAAUCUCACCAACCAGAUCCAGAUCAUCCCUGGCACCAACCAAGCCAUCAUCACGCCAUCACCAUCCAGCCAUAAACCUGUCCCCAUCAAACCAGCCCCCGUCCAGAAGUCGAGUACAACCACCACCCCCGUGCAGAGUGGGGCCAAUGUGGUGAAGCUGACUGGUGGGGGUGGCAAUGUGACACUCACUCUGCCUGUCAACAACCUCGUAAACACCAGCGAUACUGGAGCCACGACGCAGCUCCUCACUGAAAGCCCCCCAACCCCACUGUCCAAGACUAACAAGAAAGCAAGGAAGAAGAGCCUUUCUGCCUCCCAGCCCCCAGUGGCCAUGGCGGAGCAGGUGGAGACGGUGCUGAUUGAGACCACUGCAGACAACAUCAUCCAGGCAGGAAACAACCUGCUGAUCGUCCAGAGCCCUGGUGGGGGCCAGCCGGCCGUGGUCCAGCAGGUCCAGGUGGUGCCCCCCAAGGUCGAGCAGCAGCAAGUGGUGCAGAUUCCCCAGCAGGCCCUGCGGGUGGUGCAGGCGGCAUCCGCCACCCUCCCCACCGUCCCCCAGAAGCCCUCCCAGAACUUUCAGAUCCAGGCGGCUGAGCAGACGCCUACUCAGGUCUACAUCCGCACGCCUUCUGGUGAGGUGCAGACUGUCCUUGUCCAGGACAGCCCCCCAGCAACAGCUGUGACCACCUCUACCACCACCUGUAGCAGUCCUGCAUCCCGGGCUUCCCAUGUCAGUGGGAGCAGCAAAAAGCAUUCAGCUGCCAUCCUCCGAAAAGAGCGUCCCCUGCCAAAGAUUGCCCCCGCUGGGAGCAUCAUCAGCCUGAAUGCAGCCCAGCUGGCGGCAGCUGCCCAGGCCAUGCAGACCAUCAAUAUCAACGGCGUCCAGGUCCAGGGAGUGCCUGUCACCAUCACCAACACUGGUGGGCAGCAGCAGCUGACGGUACAGAAUGUUUCUGGGAACAACCUGACCAUCAGUGGGCUGAGCCCCACCCAGAUCCAGCUGCAGAUGGAGCAGGCCCUGGCCGGAGAGACCCCUCCUGGGGAGAAGCGUCGCCGCAUGGCCUGCACAUGCCCCAACUGCAAGGAUGGGGAGAAGAGGUCUGGAGAGCAGGGCAAGAAGAAGCAUGUGUGCCAUAUCCCCGACUGUGGCAAGACUUUCCGGAAGACGUCCUUGCUGCGGGCCCAUGUGCGUCUGCACACCGGCGAGCGGCCCUUUGUCUGCAACUGGUUCUUCUGUGGAAAAAGGUUCACACGGAGUGACGAGCUCCAGAGGCACGCUCGCACCCACACAGGGGACAAACGCUUCGAGUGCGCCCAGUGUCAGAAGCGCUUCAUGAGGAGUGACCACCUCACCAAGCAUUACAAGACCCACCUGGUCACGAAGAACUUGUAAGGCCAGCUGAGGCGGCAGACCCCGAAGAUGCAGUCCCUGUCUGCGUCCUGCCUGGGCCCCUGGAGGAAAAGAGGCCCGUGGCUGCUCUGGGCCUGCCCUCAGCCCUCUCUCCUGUUCUGCGACUAUGUCCCCACAGGAAGGGACUUUGCUGCCCCCCACUCCUCCUCCUGAAGCCCCUUGGCUCCACCCCAGCCCCUUCCCUCUCACCAGGAGCUC